This is a messenger RNA of Nothobranchius furzeri (turquoise killifish), 4098 nucleotides long. RefSeq names its product protein inhibitor of activated STAT, 4a (gene pias4a). Gene Ontology annotation, biological process: protein sumoylation; regulation of transcription by RNA polymerase II. Gene Ontology annotation, molecular function: transcription coregulator activity; zinc ion binding; SUMO ligase activity. Lineage: Eukaryota; Metazoa; Chordata; Actinopteri; Cyprinodontiformes; Nothobranchiidae. Gene Ontology annotation, cellular component: chromatin. The record is from RefSeq and is a predicted model, not a curated record.
AAAAAGUUUCAGCGGUUCAUUGGUGAAAGACUAGUCGUCAUUUCUGACUCUCGCGGUACUGCUGAACGAAGAUGGCGGCCGAGCUGGUGGAGGCGAUGAACAUGGUCAAAAGUUUCCGGGUCUCAGACCUACAGACGCUGCUGGCCUCAAUGGGCCGCAGCAAAAGUGGGCUGAAGCAGGACCUGGUGGGGCGUGCUUUGAGGCUAGUGCAGACCGAAUACAGCCCAGAACUGCUGAAGAAUGUCAGACAGCUAUACGAGUCACGCUUCCCCAAGGCAACUGGUUGGCUGGCGGCGCGGCGUCCAGAUGGGAUCCCGGUUGCAUACUCGUCCCUCAGCUCCUCCCCCACCACCACCUCGCAGAGCGCAGACUACCUCAACGGGAUCUCCAAACCGCUCCUCACACCUGGAGCUGAGGUGAAGUUGGUGCCUCUGCCUUUCUACCAAACCUUAGAGACCCUACUGCCUCCAACAGAGCUAAUUGCCCAUAACAACGAGAAACUACAGGACAGUCAGUGUAUCUUUGAAUUAACACCAAAUCAAGCAGACCAGAUCAGAAAUGCAAGUGAGAUUCGUCCAGGAAGCCGAUCCAUCCAAGUGGUUCUCAGAAUCUGUUACUCAGACUCUAUUGGUGUUCAGGAAGACCAGUAUCCUCCCAACAUUGCUGUCAAAGUCAACCAGUCCUACUGUCAUGUACCGGGAUAUUACCCCUCUAACAAGCCUGGAGUUGAACCCCGUCGUCCUUGUCGUCCCAUUAACAUCACUCCUUGGUUGCAUCUGUCCAGCGUCACCAACAGAGUCACCAUCACCUGGGGGAACUUUGGCAAGCGUUACUCUGUGGCCGUGUAUUUAGUGAGGGUCUUCACAGCCGCUGACCUUUUCAACCAGCUGAAGCUCUGCUCGGUGGAGAAUCCAGACCGCUGUCGUGAACGCAUUCAAGACAAACUUCGUUUUGAUCCAGAGAGUGAAAUUGCAACCACAGGCCUCAGAGUUUCAUUAAUCUGUCCACUGGUGAAGAUGCGACUCGGUGUACCAUGCCGAGUUUUAACUUGCGCUCAUCUCCAGUGUUUCGACGCAGUCUUCUUCCUGCAGAUGAAUGAGAAGAAGCCCACAUGGACGUGCCCCGUCUGUGACAAGCCUGCUCCGUUUGAGCUGCUCACCAUUGACGGGUUAUUGUCAGAGAUCCUGAAAGAGACGAAUGAAGACAUCGAGGAGAUCGAGUACCUAACAGACGGCUCCUGGCAACCCAUCAGGGAUGAGAAGGAUAAGGAGAGGGAAAGAGAACGCAGCAGCACACCAGAGUACUCUGUUGUUGACAUAUGCAUUCCCGAAGCAAACGGACAUUCUCCGGCCCACAGCAGCACCAGUCUGACGGGCAGGCCUGGAAACGGUUCCAUGGGGAUGACUGGAGUCACGGCAGCGCCCACGGCGGCACCAGGAGGCGGGGUAGUGGUGGAUCUGACUCUAGACGACUCCUCUGAGGAGGAGGGGGGGGGAGGGGCUGGAGGAGAGAGCGAGGACACUGAGGACAGCGCCGACAGUCCCACCCCCAAAAGAGGGCGGUACAACUACGACAAGGACCUGGUCACCGCGUACUGACCCUGCAGCUCUGUCCCCUCACAGACUGACAGAGAGGCGGGGGGCUGAGAGCUGAAGGCAGGAACACAGUAAUUCACUAGAUGCAACAACCCCCACCCAAAAAAAACAAAAUCAGAGCCUUUUAGCAGCUCUAGAUUAAAUUCAGACUAAACCAACAAGCUUCAGCCCAGAGGGACGAAGCUUCUCUGUACCGAACAUCUCUGGAAGCAACUUUUUUUUUUUUCAUUCGUCACCUUGCUGUGAGUAUCUGUGCAGUCCUGCCUCUUCAAGAGACGGGUCAGUCGGAUCACCCCGCCACCACAUCCACCUUUUCUCCUCUCUUCCUAGACUAUUCCCUCGUCCUGCCUUUAUUUGUAUAGACUUGGAAUUACAGGAUCUUUUAGCUGUGAGAUGCUUGCUUCUGAUUUUUUUGUCACUUGUGACGAACAGGAAAGAGGCCCCUCGGUAGCUUUGGAAUGAAGAUUUACGAGAAAUAAACGCCAGGAAACGUGAAUGACCUGACCGGUAUAUCCCAAGUGUGAUAGAAAUGUAAAAUUUUUCCAUAGACGAAUUUAAUUCAAACCCUCAAUAAUUCAUUCUUUUAAUUUGUGGAAGGGCAGAAGUCAGUGUGUGAUGCUUUCAAUUUUUAUUUUGGACAAAGAGAACCUACCUCAGUCAUCAAAAGUUAGCCGACUGACCAGGGAGUAGCUUUGGAAGAAGUGGAGGGCGGAGGAAUUGAGUCAGAUCCCUGUUUAACACUGGAGAUGUUCUGUUUUAAAUCUAUAAUUUAGUUCCCUUUAUUCCACGCAGCCAUGUUGCCGCUGCAACAACACAAAAUAUAAUCAACUUGGUGGAAAGAGAGCAGCUGUGUGGAUCACCAGGCCAUUGCAUUUGGGCCAGGAGAUGUAAAGCGUUAGAGCAAAUGUCAAAAGCAACAGAGUGAACGUGUCGACUCUUUGCCAUAGCAGAAAUAUGUUCGGAAUUCCCAGACAGGAAAUGGUUGUGAAGCUUAGGCAGAGGAACUUGGGACUGUUUGUUUUCGGGCCAGCUGAUCGUUUCUAGACGUUUGAAUCUGUUCAUUUGUACAUUCUGAUGUCAAAAGAACAAACCAAUCCACCUCUAGAAGUGCUGUUAUCUUAUAUAUUUUUUUAAAUAUCAUUUUUGUGUUCUCUAUUUAAUUUCUUUGCAUUUUCCUAACAGUUGUUUGCGGUUUGAUGGCAUCCCAUUAGGCUGCAGCGUUAGCCGGUAUUUUCCAGAAUCAGGACACCUCCACGGCUGGGAUCUGGGCGUUUAGCGUGCCGUUUCUGAGCGCUGCUGCUUCGUUCCUCCACUGAGUCGAUUCAGCCUGUGGCGAAGAUGUUUUCAGGGUAUUUUGCUUCAGCACAAAGUCACGGUUUCAAUUCAGUUGUAUUACAAGUGGUCCUGCUCGGUUUGACCAGAGCGGCUUCUGCCAGCUUCUUCAGUACAUACAUGUGUGUUAAAAAACUUAAUUUCCUACAUUCUGAAGGAUUAAAACUCACAUUCAUCUCUUAUCUGCAAUAUUAUUGUAAAUAUGUGACGGCUGCUCCUCAGAUUCUCAGGCUAGAUGUGCAGGAUCCAGAUGGGAUUCGUGUAACUCUGCUUCUAGAGACGGUUGAGUAGCAGGUCCAGUCCCGUGUCUUGCGUAAAAAAGUCUGAAAUGGUGAAACUAGCGAUUCUGCUCAAAGGCUUUUCCUUUGUGUCACUCAGUUUAACAAACAGUCACUCAUUGAUUUGGACCCUCGCUGUUGAUGACUGGGAAAAGAUCGUCAAAUCUUGUCUUCCAUAGUCUCUCCCCUUCAUUUGACAGAUAACAGUCAAAGUUCAGAUGAAAACGUUUUGGUAGUCCACACAAACCCACGUCUGUAUAACCUGACAUUUGUUCUUAAAGUAUAAAACUCUUUGAAGUCGAAUGGAAAAACUAGUGAUGCCUUUAAUUUGGCACUUUGUAAGUAAAUACUUUCCAUAUGAAAUUGACAUUCUUUUAAUUUGUUGCUUGACGUAGGUUUUGUUUUUUUCCUGAGUGGAUCUUCUAAACUUCCAAUAACCUUGUGGUUGGAGAUGAGGUGGUUUGGGUUGCUGCUGUGGAACUGAGCCAGACACGUUUGGAGGUGAAACAGCUGAGAAUCUGGUCUUUUAGUGGCAUCUCCUCUUCUAAUGAUGCAUAAGGUAGCACGGACAGAGGCUUAUCCAUGAUGUACAUGUUUUGUGUUGUUUUUUAUGUUCAUAUAAAGACAAUAAAAUUUAAAUAAUAUUUUAUUAAGCCUUGAAUUGCCUCCAGUUGUUCUUACAGGCAAAUGGACAUUAAGAAGCUGAGAGCAGCACCACUGGACUCUGAUGUAUCUGAGGACUGGUUCAGGGGUGGAUUGUCAUGUCCUCUACCAAACGCUCAGAUAUCGGGACGCAUUUUGAUGCCUGUUGAGGAUGAAACUGUAAAAUUUGAAAUGAACGUAAUCUAACAGCUGUUAUUGAUGUGUUGAAUUAAAACCGGUUCUUAAAUAUG